AUGACCGGAAGCGAGUCCCGUAACAACGAUUCGACCAUGUCGUUCAAGAAGGAAAACCGCGAAGCAGCCGACACCCUCAACCUUCUCAACCAAACCCUCCCAUCAGUUUCCGUGCCUCCAGGCCUCUCCGAUAUAGAAAAAUCGUUCGCGCGCGAUUUCCAACCGUUCGUACAACAGGAUCAGAUGCUGAAGACGUUGGUGUCACAGGCGGCUCGCAAUGCUCUCGCCAGUCAGGAUCCGUGCACAAUUCCUGACGAUCUUCGAGAAGAGUUGAUGCGACAGAAGAGAAAGGACGACGCGUUCAAGACGGCGCUCUGUGAUUCCUACAAACGCAGUCAGACGUGCUCGUAUGGAGAACAGUGCAGAUUUGCGCAUGGAGUACACGAGCUCCGACUCCCACAAAACCCACGUGGCCGCAAUCACCCAAAGUACAAGACUGUCCUUUGCGAUAAGUUCUCGACCACCGGAAACUGCAAGUACGGAACCAGAUGUCAGUUCAUUCACAAAAUAGUCAACCCGACGUUGCUGGCACAAGAAAGCGGAAUCCUGAACAACACCGCUGUCAAUAAUUCCUCCUGCAUUUCUUCUUCCAACGCCUUCAACCAGUCGCUGUUCAUGCCAGCGAUGUCUGCCGAUCUCAGCAUGGAUCUCAGCAUGGAUCUCAACCAGAGUCUUCCGAUCCGUCGAGCAGAUUUGGCUCGCGCGUUCGCUCGUGCCAACCAAUUAGACUCUACCGACGACAGUGUUACACGAAUGGCACGCAUCUUUGGAAACCAGUUUCAUCGGGAUCUAACGUUCGCGGGACUUCGGAACUAA
This is a messenger RNA of Caenorhabditis briggsae, 816 nucleotides long. Gene Ontology annotation, molecular function: metal ion binding; mRNA 3'-UTR binding. The record is from RefSeq and is a predicted model, not a curated record. Gene Ontology annotation, cellular component: cytosol. NCBI's taxonomy places the organism in Eukaryota, Metazoa, Nematoda, Chromadorea, Rhabditida, Rhabditidae. The transcript is spliced from 2 exons. The coding region runs from base 1 to 816 and encodes 271 amino acids.